Messenger RNA from Orussus abietinus, 1865 nucleotides. It is a transcript of the gene Cat, whose product is annotated as catalase. Gene Ontology annotation, biological process: response to hydrogen peroxide; hydrogen peroxide catabolic process. Lineage: Eukaryota; Metazoa; Arthropoda; Insecta; Hymenoptera; Orussidae. The record is from RefSeq and is a predicted model, not a curated record. Gene Ontology annotation, cellular component: cytoplasm; peroxisome; mitochondrion. Gene Ontology annotation, molecular function: heme binding; catalase activity. Bases 14 to 1660 code for a protein of 548 amino acids. The transcript has 8 exons.
GCCGUGCCGGGAAAUGAGUUAUUCGAACCGCUCGCCUCGAGGCGCACCGGACGUCCAGAGACUCUCGUCGAAUCGAGCCAAGUCGAGUAUUUUGCAAGGUCGUCCCCCGGAUUCGGGUUGCGCCCCCGACAUGGCCAGGGACCCGGCUUCCGAACAGCUCAUCGACUACCGGAAGAACAUGAAGGGCGAUCCUCCGGUAUUGUUGACGGGAAAUGGCAAUCCGAUCGCGAACAAGAAGGCCUCCAUCACGGUGGGGCCGAGAGGCCCGGUGCUUCUUCAGGACUUCGUCUACCUGGACGAGAUGUCACACUUCAACAGGGAAAGGAUCCCAGAACGCGUGGUCCAUGCGAAAGGAGCAGGUGCAUUCGGGUACUUUGAAGUGACCCACGACAUCUCCAAGUACUGCAAGGCUAAGGUCUUCGCUGGAAUCGGGAAGAAGACGCCGAUCGCCAUCAGGUGCUCCACAGUGGGUGGUGAGAGCGGAUCUGCGGACACGGUCAGGGACCCCCGCGGCUUCGCCGUGAAGUUUUACACCGAGGAUGGGAUCUGGGACCUGGUCGGGAACAACACUCCCAUUUUCUUCAUCAAGGACCCUCUCUUCUUCCCGAGUUUCAUUCACACCCAGAAGAGAAAUCCAGCGACUCACUUGAAGGACGCCGAUAUGUUCUGGGACUUCAUAUCUCUGCGCCCGGAGACGACGCACCAGGUCAUGAUUCUGUUUUCUGAUCGAGGUAUUCCUGACGGAUAUCGUCACAUGAACGGAUAUGGUUCGCACACCUUUAAGCUCAUUAACAACCGUGAUGAGAUGGUCUAUUGUAAAUUCCAUUACAAGACCGACCAGGGUAUACAAAAUAUCCCAACGGAUCGAGCAGCCCAAUUGAGUGCCUCGGAUCCAGAUUACAGCAUCCGAGACCUGUACAAUGCCAUCGCAGUCGGGAAAUGCCCGUCGUGGAGUUUCUACAUACAAGUAAUGACCCCGAAACAAGCAGAGACUUUCAGGUGGAAUCCGUUCGACCUUACCAAGAUCUGGCCACACAAAGAGUUCCCGUUGAUCCCAGUCGGGAAGAUGGUGCUGGACAGGAACCCCGAGAACUACUUCACCGACGUCGAGCAACUGGCCUUUGAUCCGGCACAUAUGCCGCCAGGAAUCGAGCCAAGUCCUGAUAAGAUGCUGCAAGGACGACUUUUCGCCUAUGGAGACACUCAUCGACAUCGAUUGGGACCCAAUCACCUCCAAUUACCAGUCAAUUGUCCUUACAAGAUGAUCUCCACGAUGAAUUACCAGCGAGAUGGCUUCAUGGCGAUACACAACCAAGGUGGUGCUCCGAAUUACUUCCCCAACAGCUUCAGCGGCCCCUUGGAGUGUCCAGCUGUAAGAUCACCCAGCUUCCACCUGGACGGAGACGUCAACAGAUUCGACCCUGUCAACGAAGACGACUUCGGUCAGUCCACCACCUUCUGGAGAGAAGUCCUCGACGCGGAUGCCAAGACCAGGUUCGUCGACAACGUCGUGGGCAGCCUGAAGAACGCCGCCACCUUCAUCGCCGAGAGAGCCGUCAGGAACUUCACGAAGGUGGACUCGGAUCUUGGCAGAAGGUUGACAGAGGGUCUACGUAAGGCCGGCAAACCUAUUGGCACCACAAAAUCUGCCAACCUUUGAGGAGCCCCCACGAAGAUCCGCUCUUCGAGGCCGCACAGUCUCAUCUGAUCGUUUUUGUUACGCUUCGAGUUUUACUUUCACAGCUCUAAGAUAUUAUAUAUAUUUUUUUUUUUAAUUUUAUGCAGGUCCCACGUGCCUUCUUUGAUCUUAGGUUUGACAUUUCCACGCGACAUUUAUGUUAGACAAAUAUAUACGUUUUUGCAAA